Messenger RNA from Misgurnus anguillicaudatus (oriental weatherfish), 3213 nucleotides. The record is from RefSeq and is a predicted model, not a curated record. Lineage: Eukaryota; Metazoa; Chordata; Actinopteri; Cypriniformes; Cobitidae.
UGCACAUCAUUGAUCAGGAAAGGAAAAGGGCAUUAUUAAGAGUGUAAACAAGGUAUGGUUUGAAACACACAUCAAAUAGUAAUCUCAUAAAUGUGAAUUAUGAGACAUGCUAAGAUAAACAAAGCAUCCAUAUAGUUUUACAAGAAAGUGGUACAUUACUGUCACAGUGUUAAACUGUGUUCUGUGUUUGUGUGUGUUUAUUGUGUCAGUCACUGAUCAUCAGCAUCACCUGGACUCAUUAGUUAAUUACCUGCCUCUUGUCACCAGCUGUUACCAAUCACCUUUUGUAUAAAUGCUGUGUCCUGGGUUGUGUCUUUGUGGGAUCGUUGUUCUAUGUCACUGGUUGUUUGCUCCUGUUCACCAUCUGUCUUACUCCUUGGAAUGUCUACUAUUUGUACUACUGUGAACUUUAAUUAUGUUUAUUAAAACUGUUUAACCUGCACAUCCUUCUCAUCAAUUGUACCGUGACAGAACGAUCCCACCAGUAUAGAAGGAGCGAGUUAUCCAGUCACAGGAUUUGGACACAGGGAUUCACAGAUGGAUCAAUCACAGGAGAACGACUUGGAGCGGGUGAGACCAGCACUGAGUGCCAGGGUGGCGGACCGGCAGCAACAGAUCCAGUUGUUGCGGAGUGGUUCCGCGUCACCCACACCAUCCGUUUCCCCCAACCCCAUGGAGUCGAGUGGUCAGCUGGAGCCUAGCACAGAAUUUCCUGAGAGAUACGCUGGUGAGCCUAAGUUAUGUGAAGACUUUAUUAACCAGUGUUCUCUGCAUUUGGAUGUGCAUCGCAGGACUUUUGAGACUGAGGACUCUAAGGUGAUGUUCGUGUUACUUCUGCUGACCGGCCCUGCGGCCAUAUGGGGGACGGAGGUGUGGGAGAACCAGCACCCAUGCUGUGCUACUUUCAAGGCACUGACGAGGGAGAUGAUUCGGGUGUUUGGCAAGACUGAGGUGAAGUCCCCCUCUCAGAGAUCCAGGAGGUCUCGCCGUAGGAAUUUUUUGAGGGGGUGUAGUGUGCACCAGACGCUGCGGACUGGGAGACUAAGCCUGCAGGAACAGACACCCGAGUCGUUUCAAAAGACGGCGGCCACGCCUGAACCCCUUCACAGAAUUGCUGCCACACCCACUCCUUUGCACCAAACUGCCUUGAUGAACUCUCCAGCGCUGCCUGAGUUCCGAUGUUUAAUCGCCAGUCUGGUGGAUACACCACUGGUAUCUGUACGGGUGGCUGGGGUGCCCCGUCCUGUGCUCCCCAGCUCUGUGGUGUCUGAGGAUCCUUCGUCUGAGUCAUCUGAGCCGAGUGAGUCAUCUGAGCCGAGUGAGUCAUCUGAGCCGAGUGAGUCAUCUGAGCCGAGUGAGUCAUCUGAGCCGAGUGAGUCAUCUGAGCCGAGUGAGUCAUCUGAGCCGAGUGAGUCAUCUGAGCCGAGUGAGUCAUCUGAGCCGAGUGCUGAACUCUCUGCCGGUUGCAAGAUGGCGGUUCCCAAGCUCUCAGCCCUCACUGCCUGGUCCAAGAAGGCCAGGGUUGAACUCUCGUUCCUAUUUAACCUGGUCCAGAGGGCCUCUUUCUAUUGUCUCCCUCUACCCAGGUUCCUGACACCACCAGCACCACCCUGGGUUCCUGUCCAGCCGGUUCCGCCCUGGCUUCCUGCCUUGCUGGGGUCCCUGCCUCCGCCCGCGGCUCCGCCCUGGUUUCAGCCUCCGCCCGCGGCUCCGCCCUGGUUUCAGCCUCCGCCCUGGCUCCAGACUCCGCCCGCGGCUCCGCCCUGGCCCCAGCCUCCGCCCGCGGCUCCGCCCUGGCUCCAGCCUCCGCCCGCGGCCCCGCCCUGGCCUCCUGCUCUGCCGGCCCCGCCCUGGCCUCCUGCUCUGCCGGCCCCGCCCUGGCCUCCUGCUCUGCCGGCCCCGCCCUGGCCUCCUGCUCUGCCGGCCCCGCCCUGGCCUCCUGCUUUGACGGCCCCGCCCUGGCCUCCUGCUCUGCCGGCCCCUGCUCUGCCGGCCCCGCCCUGGCCUCCUGCUCUGCCGGCCCCGCCCUGGGUUUCUAGACCCUCCAUCCCUCCCCCAGAUCCACCUCCGUUCCUCCACCCACCUGAACUUUUAUGUGUUGUCGUAUGGAGUGUCUGGAAUCCACUCCUUUAGGGGGGAGUACUGUCACAGUGUUAAACUGUGUUCUGUGUUUGUGUGUGUUUAUUGUGUCAGUCACUGAUCAUCAGCAUCACCUGGACUCAUUAGUUAAUUACCUGCCUCUUGUCACCAGCUGUUACCAAUCACCUUUUGUAUAAAUGCUGUGUCCUGGGUUGUGUCUUUGUGGGAUCGUUGUUCUAUGUCACUGAUUGUUUGCUCCUGUUCACCAUCUGUCUUACUCCUUGGAAUGUCUACUAUUUGUACUACUGUGAACUUUAAUUAUGUUUAUUAAAACUGUUUAACCUGCACAUCCUUCUCAUCAAUUGUACCGUGACAAUUACAGAUACAAACAUGCAAUACAAGGAUAUAUAUUAUAUACAAUUUAAACCAAUUUAUUUUGGUCUUAGCUGUGAUCUUAGACAGACACAUAUUUGUGUCAUGGCUGCUUCGUCUCUUGCCACAGUUUGAAGUUUGCUUUGAGGUGUUAAUUUGCUUAGAUUGGCACAAUAAAGACAGCCAGAGAGAGUCGAUAGGUCUGGAAAUGUGUGUUAUCAGGAGAUUAGGAUCUUCUGAUGAAAGCGUCCGAGCAGACCUGGUGACAAAAGUCAAUCUAGGGUCACAGCAUGAAACCGUUAACGACCCAGACUGAAGAGACCUCCAGUUGACGUCCAGCCAGAUGUUACAGGCGGAAUACAUUUUUUUCUUAGUUGCUUAAACACAUUUCUUGAAACUAUGCCUCAUAUUCUCAAAACAGUAAAUCACAAUUGCAUAACAUAUCACCCAAUACUCCAAACAUCCUAUUUUCAGGUCAAAAUGAAGCUCUACUACACUAAAAACCAUUCACUUUUACUGAAAAAAACAGACUUUUCCCUCAGACAACAAACACAAGCUUUCAAAAACACACACACUACAACAUAGUAUUACACACUGGUGCAAUAAAUUCAAAACAAUAUAUCCAAAACUGGUAAGUUGCUUGUGGUUCUCCCGCUCAAAAACCUUUGCACAUGACCAAAAAAGACACAAUCAAUGUAUGCAUUAGCACAUUUAUAUUCAUUCAUGUGCUACACAGCACAACUGAAAAACAUUUUUUUUUUA